Bipolaris maydis ATCC 48331 is the source of this 2031-nucleotide messenger RNA. NCBI's taxonomy places the organism in Eukaryota, Fungi, Ascomycota, Dothideomycetes, Pleosporales, Pleosporaceae. The record is from RefSeq and is a predicted model, not a curated record.
AUGGAAUUAAGACCAAUAUUUUCACGAGCUAUUUGGUCUCUUUUUCUGGUCAUAUGGGCCUAUGUUCGCGUAGAGAGACCUUUCGGACGACACAUUAUACAAUGGAUAAGCCAUCUUGCAUGGUAUGCACUUACCCAACAUGCCAUUUAUGCCAGCUUCAUAUUGCUGCCAACACCCCGGACGUUCUACCCAGCAACUGCUCGGGAUCUCUAUUUGCAUUCCAACCCGAGCAUAUUGAAACAUAGACGCAUGUCAGAUCCUGGGUUUCACUCUCUGCAAGACUGCAACACGUUCGGGAAUAUGUCUCGAAAUGUUUCUGAAAGCUCUCCAGGUUCCUCAAAAAGCCAUGUUCACCUUCCUCCAAUUUGUGUUGUUGAUCCACAAAAAUUACCGACAUCCAUGUACAUCCAAACGAAUUACAUGGGGAGUGGAGUGUCUAAACCCUCCUUAGUCGAGGCCAAAGGGACCUGUGAGCGCCCAGACCCAGACUGUGCUGAGUGCGACCUGUUGCGUGCGGAAUGCACACGACUGAAAAGGCUACUUUAUGGUGAUAUAGAGGACAAUAUUUCCCAAAGGAACCGACUACCUGUGGAUUCAAAAUCGCCAACUGGAUACGCGCAAUCGAUGAACUGUUACAAACCCAAAAUGAUUGAAAUGGACGAUGAACUAGAGCAUAUUGCUGAAGAAGCAAACCAUGCAGGAAAUUCAAAAAGUGAUGGUAGCCAACCAUUGGUCCAUAAAAAUUCAGCAUCGUCCGAGAAGGGGCCUGGUUUAGAUGGAGAUUUGAUCCCAAAUGGGGGAAAACAUAUGGACAGCUUACGGGAUGGUGUCUUGCCCAAAGAAACCCGAAAACCCAGUCUUACAAUAAGGAGAGGUCAAAGACGUACGAUGAAAGAUGCAACUGAUGAAGAGAAAGAGAAAGCACAUGAUGUUAUUCGAGAAACAAAGCUCACGACCCAAGAGGAUGCCAUGAGAGUAGCCGAGUUGGCCCAGCUGGACGCCCAGAGGGAGAAGGAAAAAAUACGGAUCGAAUACCGCUCAAACUUCUUCAGCAAGCGUUAUAUAUCAGUAAUUCGAGCAACAAGUCCCAAUUGUCCAAACAAGACUCCACAAUGUGAGUUUGUUAUACCAGACAAUACUACAUUCUGCGCACGCGCAUUGCCUUCUGACGACGGUAUUGGCGCGUCUUUUUGGACUGAGACAAAUUUCGAUGAGGCUUUCGACAUCUCCGAUUCUAACGAAAGUGUCUACGAAAAGAUAAGUCCAAUGGUACUCGAGCUUAGCAAACCCACAGGUCGCAAUGCAGUUUUUGCAGUAGAUGGUUUUAGUGGCUCUGGAAAAUCCCAUACAAUGGCUAACAUUCUUGGAAAUCUUGGCCAAAAUCUAUUUGACAUUCCAGGAUCAGAUGUAGAAGUUGCCAUGGAAGCGUUUCAGUCACUAGGAAGUGAUGUCAAUUCCUUUGAUCUAUCUAUCAAAGGCAUAAGUAUCGAUGGGCUGCAGAAGGUUAACAGUAGCCCAGUACGCUUAUAUCCAGCCCGUAUGUUCAAAGAAGAACGUCCGCGAUAUCUUGUCAAGACAGCUUCUGCGUUCCGAGCUGUAGUAAGUUUAGUAGAGGACUUCCGUGAACAAACCCCGACAAAGAAUAACGCCACAUCUUCUCGCACACAUCUUGUCCUACUUUUCUACGCGACAGCACGGCAGAAGACAUCCACCCUAUGUCUCAUCGACCUCGCUGGUAAUGAGCGAAAUGAUGCAUUGGAGGACAUUUCCAUUCAACCAAGGAAUACAGGGCGGACGAGUGCGAUCAACGAAAGCCGUAUGCAGAUUUAUCUCGCGUUGGAAGCCGCUAUAGCGGGAAUAAAAAGAGUAACACGCGAUACUUCCGUGAAUCGGAACGCUCAUUCAAGAGUUCUUAAUCAACCGAAAUGCCAUCCUCGUUAUGGUUUUUCACGUGAGCGUUUAUACUUCGCUUCAUGGAGCCGUUCUUCCAACACUCUCAGAUGCUUCCCGUUUAAAGAAAGCAAGAGCUAA